AUGGCUCUCAACCACGCCUCGCACAACCCGACGGGCGAGAGGACUGGCCCUGCCACCGGUCCCCCUCCUCCCGUCUCGAGCGAAACCGCUGCCGCCGUCACCGAAUCGGCGAAGCAGGACCCUGUGGGACAGCAAGCGCCGGGCAAGGAUGGCGAGGUGAAGGAGGGCGAGAAGGCCAAGACUCCGAAACAGCUCGAGAAGGAGCGCCAAAAGGCCGAGAAGGCGAAGAAGUUCGCGGAGAAAGAGGCCAAGAAGCAGGCGCUGGCUGCUGCCACCACCAAGAACGCUACCAAGAAGAAGGUUGCCACCAAGGAAGAGACUAAGCCAUACGUUGAAGAGACUCCAAAGGGCGAGAAGAAGAUUCUCAAGUCCCUCGAUGACGAGUAUCACAAGGCCUACAUCCCCUCCGUCGUCGAGUCAGCAUGGUACGACUGGUGGGAGAAGCAGGGUUUCUUCGAGCCCGAGUUCGAUGCCGAUGGCAACGUGAAGCCCGCCGGUUACUUCGUCAUCUCCGAGCCCCCGCCCAACGUCACCGGUGCCCUCCACUGCGGCCACGCCCUGGCCAACGCCCUCCAGGACACCAUGAUCAGAUGGAACCGUAUGAAGGGUCUGACCACUCUCUACCUCCCCGGCUGCGAUCACGCCGGUAUUUCUACCCAGAGCGUCGUCGAGAAGAUGCUGUGGAGGAGAGAACAGAAGACCAGGCACGACCUCGGUCGCCAGGCGAUGGUCAAGAGGAUCUGGGAAUGGAAGGGCGACUACCACCAGCGCAUCAACAACGUCUUGAGGAGAAUGGGCGGCUCUUUCGAUUGGUCGAGGGAGGCUUUCACCAUGGACGAGAACCUGUCCAAGGCCGUCACCGAGACUUUCGUCAGACUGCAUGAGGAGGGCCUCAUCUACAGAUCUGACCGUCUCGUCAACUGGUGCACUACCCUCAGGACCGCUCUGUCGAACUUGGAGGUCGACAACAAGGACAUCGAGGGCCGCACUCUUCUCGACGUGCCCGGCUAUGAGCGCAAGGUUGAAUUUGGUGUCAUCACCCACUUCAAGUACCCCAUCGAGGGCACUGAGGAGACUAUCGAGGUCGCUACCACCCGUCCGGAGACCAUGCUCGGUGAUUCCGGUAUCGCCGUCCAUCCCGAUGACGAGCGCUACAAGCACCUUGUCGGCAAGAAGGCCAAGCACCCCUUCGUUGACCGCCUCAUGCCCAUCGUCGCUGAUACCUACGUCGAUCCCGAGUUCGGUACUGGUGCCGUCAAGAUCACCCCUGCCCACGAUCCUAACGAUUUUGCCCUUGGUCAGCGUCACAAGCUUGAGUUCAUCAACGUGCUUACCGAUGACGGUCUGCUGAACCAGAACGGUGGCCAAUUCGCUGGCCAGAAGCGUUUCGAUGUCCGUUACACCGUUGUUGACGAGCUGACCAAGCUUGGUCUCUUCGUCAAGAAGGAGAACAACCCCAUGAGGAUUCCCCUCUGCCAGAGGACCAAGGACGUCAUUGAGCCAAUCGUCAAGCCCCAGUGGUGGAUGCGCAUGAAGGGAUUGGCUGAGCCUGCCAUCCAGGCUGUCCGCAAUGGCGACAUCAAGAUCCGGCCUGCGACUGCUGAGGCCGACUACUUCAGGUGGCUCGAGAACAUCCAGGACUGGUGCUUGUCGAGACAGUUGUGGUGGGGUCACCAAGCUCCCGCCUAUUUCGUUGAGAUUGAGGGCGAGAAGAACAGUGACUCAGAUGACCAGUAUUGGAUCGUCGGCCGUAACGAUGAGGAGGCCCAGGAGAAGGCGGCGAAGAAGUUCCCUGGCAAGAAGUUCACCCUGAGGCGUGAUGAGGAUGUGCUGGACACAUGGUUCUCGUCUGGCCUGUGGCCCUUUUCCACCCUCGGCUGGCCCAACGAGACUCCCGACAUGGCCAAGCUGUACCCGACCAGCAUUCUCGAGACUGGUUGGGAUAUCCUGUUCUUCUGGGUUGCCCGUAUGAUCAUUUUCGGUCUGAAGCUCACCGGCGACGUUCCGUUUAGGGAGGUCUACUGCCACUCUCUCAUUCGUGACUCGGAGGGUCGCAAGAUGUCCAAGUCGCUUGGCAAUGUCAUUGACCCCGUGGACAUUAUGGAGGGCAUCCAGCUCACCCAGCUUCACGAGAAGCUGCUGGAGGGCAACCUUGACCCCAAGGAGCUCAAGACUGCUACCAAGUACCAGCAGACGUCUUUCCCUCAGGGCAUUCCGGAGUGCGGAGCCGACGCACUGCGCUUCUCUCUUGUGUCGUACACCACUGGUGGUGGUGACAUCAACUUCGACGUCAAGGUCAUGCACGCCUUCAGGCGUUUCUGCAACAAGGUCUACCAGGCGACCAAGUACGUGCUCGGCAAGAUCGAUGCUGAGUACGUGCCGCCGGCUACGGCCGAAAAGUCGGGCAAUGAAACCCUCGCGGAGCGUUGGAUCCUUCACAAGCUUAGCGUUGCCUCCAGAGACAUCAACAAGGCUUUGGAGGACCGUGAGUUUGCCAAGUCAACCCAGAUUGCCUACCACUACUUCCACGACGAUCUUUGCGACGUCUUCAUUGAAUACACCAAGCCCAUCAUCCAGGACGGUACGCCCGAGGCGCGUCGCUCUGCCGUCAACACGCUGUACACGGCGCUCGAGGGCGGCCUGACAAUGCUGCACCCGUACAUGCCUUUCCUCACCGAGGAGCUCUGGCAGCGCCUGGUGCGCCGCCCCGGCGACAAGACGGAGACCAUCAUGCGUGCGGCGUAUCCGCAGUACCGGUCGGACUGGGAAGACGCCACGUCCGAGGCCAGCUACGAGAUCAUCCUCGACGCCGCGGCCGCAGCCCGCAGCCUCGCGGCGCAGCACAGCCUCAAGGGCGCCAAGGCGGCCGUCAAGCUCGGCAAGUCUGACGACAGGGAAGCGGCUGGCAGCAUCGUCAGCGUGCAGUGGCUGUCGGGCAAGGCCAUUGGCGAGGUCAAGCUGCUGGCCGAGGGCGAGGCGGAGCCCGGAGAGGGCUGGGCGAGCAGCACGAGCGAGAAGGGUAGCAAGGUCUUCGUCGAGGUGCCGGCCAGGCCGCUGAGCGAGGAGAAGAAGGUGCAGGAUUUGGAGAAGAGCUUGAAGGAGACCAAGGUGUAG
This is a messenger RNA of Diplodia corticola, 3114 nucleotides long. RefSeq names its product valyl-trna synthetase. The transcript has 5 exons. The record is from RefSeq and is a predicted model, not a curated record. Lineage: Eukaryota; Fungi; Ascomycota; Dothideomycetes; Botryosphaeriales; Botryosphaeriaceae. Gene Ontology annotation, molecular function: ATP binding; aminoacyl-tRNA deacylase activity; valine-tRNA ligase activity. Gene Ontology annotation, cellular component: cytosol. The coding region runs from base 1 to 3114 and encodes 1037 amino acids. Gene Ontology annotation, biological process: valyl-tRNA aminoacylation.